Molecule: messenger RNA, 1134 nt
Organism: Dichomitus squalens LYAD-421 SS1
Lineage: Eukaryota; Fungi; Basidiomycota; Agaricomycetes; Polyporales; Polyporaceae
Exons: 2
Coding region: 11-1057 (348 amino acids)
Source: RefSeq, a predicted model, not a curated record
CUUAGACGCGAUGAAGAGAGGCCCCAAGGCCAUCCCAAACCUCGCGACUUCUCGACCGCCAGCAGCGGUUCAGGUGCUGCCGUUCGACGCAUCGACCUCGCACGCGAGACUCUGCGCCCAAUGUUUCCGUCUCUUGCCCGCAAAGACGUCGUCCAGGAAGUGCGAGCCUUGUCGCGGGAAGGACCCGGACACUCUGAGCAGGUGGAAGAAGGAGCGCGCGCGCGAGCGUGCUGCCCAGGCGAGCAUGGAGGGCACGUUCACCGUGGAAUUGGCGUCCGAGGGCAAGACGGAGGCACCCCCCUUACGUCCGAGUGCCGACACGGUAGAGAUGGCGGACGCGGCGCGUGGCACGGGCGCGCCGUCGUCGGGUGCGACGAAGAGGAAGGCGGACGCGCUCGACGCAAAGUCCGAAGCUUCGCGCGGCGCUGGUCUUUUUGCGCACAAGGAGUACCAGACAAGCCAAGAGCUCAUGGACGCGCUUUCGCGGGACGUGGAGGCGUCCCGCCCGUCGCAGGCCGCGGCGCCGUCUCGCCCGCCCUACGUCAACUUCCGCGGCUCGUUCACGAUCGUCAUGGAUCCCGACGUCCAGGGAAGGCCGCGCGUCAAGCAGGUCGUCGAGGCGCUCGCGCAGUCGGCGAAGCUGCGUUUCGGGAAGCUCGUCAAGUGCGAGAGCGACGUGUCGCGCGGCGGCCACGCGCGCACGUACUGGUGCUGCUGCAGCCCCGAGCCGGAGCCCCCGAAGCGGUCUGCGCCCCCCGCUCCGCUUAGCCAGCCCACGACCCUCGCUGCAGGCCCGCAAUCGUCCCCAUCCCCGUCUCAGACGCGCACGCCCCCGAAACGCACGCAGAGCACGCUCAUAGGCUGGCUGGGGAAGCCGACACCGAAGGAAGAGGUGACAGAUGCCGCCAACGCGCCGCCACCUGGGUGUGGUGGAACCAUCACCGUGUAUGCUGUCACAGAUUUCUCCCAUCCGCUCGGUAGGGUGGGGAUCAGGGGACAGAAGGUCAGCGUGCAUGUCGAACAUCCUGGACGGGACUUGGACCAGGUGCUCGCAUAGUAGAGUGAAGUACUCGCCGUGCUGGACUGCGUUGUUUUAAUUGGUACAACGACUUGUCAUAUCGCUCAUUUAUACCC